AUGACUUCAUUCUUCGGGCGCCUCAAGUCCAAUGCCCCAUCAAAUCCCGCGGUUACCACACUCAUCAAGAAGGAGGAACCGACACCACUAGAGAAGCUCCUAGCGAAUGCUGGCCCUCUGCGGGGCGACGGCAGCGACAAGUUCUUCGGCUUCGAGAACGUGAGUGCUCGCAAUGACUGCUCUUCAGCCGACAGCUACUGCAACUCAAUCGUACAGUGUCUGUACUACUCAGUGCCCUUUCGGGACCAGGUCAUCAAUUUCCCCGCACGAUCUCCCCCAGAAGCGCUCGAGCGACCGUCGUCAUCAUCACUCCCGAAGAUCAACACGAACCUGCCCAAUGGCCAAGCCUCCGCACUCUCGCCAGCCGGGCGCACUUCGCUGUCGAGCCCCAAUUCGAGAACACCCGCGAAGCCUGUGACGACUCCAGGUGCCACGAAUGGCCCGCCGGGUACAAAACCCGAAGACAACAAGGAUUCGCCCGAGUACAAGAAAAAGCAAGCUCUGGCGGCUGGACCGGUGCUGCAGAUGGACUACGAGAAUGCAAAGGCAUAUGGCAUGAACGAGUCAUUAUUCUCUUCACUAAAGGACAUAUUCGAGGCUGUCAUCGCGCAUCGAUCGCGGAUUGGCGUCGUGAGCCCGCACAAGCUGCUCGAGAUACUACGGCGUGACAACGAAAUGUUCCGAACACCGAUGCACCAAGACGCACACGAGUUCCUAAACCUGCUAUUGAACGAAGUCGUCGAGAACGUAGAACAAUUCUCCAAGUCGCGCGUGACAGAAGUAUCGGAAUCACAACCAACUGAGAACGGUCUCUCAGUCACCUCAGGUGCUGUGGUCCCAGAUCGAAGUUCGACCGUGUCGCAGAUAAACUCGGGAUGGGUCCAUGAACUGUUCGAGGGCACGCUAACAUCAGAGACACGAUGUCUCACUUGUGAAAACACGUCACAAAGGGACGAGGCGUUUCUCGACUUGUCGGUCGAUCUCGAGCAACAUUCGUCCGUCACGAGCUGCUUGCGGAAAUUCUCCGAAGAAGAAAUGUUGUGCGAGCGGAACAAGUUUCACUGCGACAACUGCGGAGGUCUUCAAGAAGCGGAGAAGAGGAUGAAGAUUAAGCGAUUACCGAAGAUCCUAGCAUUGCAUCUGAAGCGCUUCAAGUAUACCGAGGAUCUGCAGCGAUUACAAAAGUUGUUUCACCGAGUCGUAUACCCAUUUUAUCUUCGGCUUUUCAAUACUACAGACGACGCGGAAGACCCAGACAGGUUAUACGAGCUGUAUGCAGUUGUUGUGCACAUCGGAGGUGGCCCCUACCAUGGUCACUACGUAUCGAUAAUCAAGACCCAGGACCGGGGCUGGCUGCUGUUUGACGAUGAGAUGGUGGAGCCCGUAGAUAAAGCAUACGUCAGGAAUUUCUUUGGUGGAGAAGGCGUCCUAGCGUGCGCGUAUGUCUUGUUUUACCAAGAGACUACCGAGGAAGCUAUGAUGAAGGAGCAAGAAGCAGAAGGCCUGGCCGCGGCAAAGCAAGCUACCGAGAUGAACCAGGAGACUGUCACAACACCAAAGGCGAACGGGGCCCCGAACGGCUUCCACCAUCCGAUGUACAAUGCAACAACGCCGACAGUCGAAGAAGAAGACCAAUUCGCUAGCCUUGACCACGCAGCUACCGCACCUGCUCUCGCACAUGUUCCGACGCGAAACGAUCAUCAUCCCGUAGAACACGUUACAACGAACGUACCUGCUCUCGCCCCGAAAAAAAGCAUGAACUUGUUCAAGAAGGGUGGCAAAGAGGAAAAGGAACGGAAGGCCGCCGAGAAGGAGCUCGAGAAGCAAGCAAUCCAAAAGCGAAAAGAGAUGGAAACACAACGCCGCGAGAAUUACCGCAGACAAGAAGAAGAGCUCCGCGCUGCACUCGCAGCAAGCAAGGAGUCGGCAGCUAUGGAAGAGAAGGGCCGUGUAAACGGCGAGAAUACCGAGCCAUCAGCAGAGACAAAGCCGGCAAACGGCAAGGCCGUUAGUGGACUCAGCCGUUUCAGGCAUUCCUCCAUGAGUCUGCGAGGCAAGCCUAAGUUCUGGGGUGGCAAGGACAAGGACAAAACGGACAGCGCUGACGAGACACACCAUACUGAGGGCGAAGACAAGGGUGAAGAAAAGGAAGGCAAGAAUCGAUUCAGCCUUGGGCGCAAAAAGAGCACGUUCAAGUUCUAG
Messenger RNA from Parastagonospora nodorum SN15, 2202 nucleotides. RefSeq lists its product as hypothetical. Gene Ontology annotation, molecular function: cysteine-type endopeptidase activity; cysteine-type deubiquitinase activity. Gene Ontology annotation, cellular component: cytosol; nucleus. The transcript is spliced from 3 exons. NCBI's taxonomy places the organism in Eukaryota, Fungi, Ascomycota, Dothideomycetes, Pleosporales, Phaeosphaeriaceae. The record is from RefSeq and is a predicted model, not a curated record. Gene Ontology annotation, biological process: protein deubiquitination. Bases 1 to 2202 code for a protein of 733 amino acids.